CUUCCCUCCCUGGGAUUAAUUUCCAAGAGGUCCAGGCACUUUGCAGAACUGUCCUUGUUCCUCUUGCAUUUGCCAAAUCAAGGGUAUAUCUGCCUAAGGCUGGAGAGAUGCUGUUACUCCUGGUGAUAUGAUUGCAUAGCAACACAGCCGCACGGGGUGCUGGAGGAGGAGAGACAGUGAGAGCGUGCACACAGCAGCUCUGAGCCUCAGCAUGCAUCCCUGUCACAGGGACUUCUUUGCUGAUUCACAGAGGCAGCCCCAAUCCUUACCUCUGAAGCCCAGCUGCUGCUUGCGUUUCAGACCUGGAGGAAUCAGAAGGUGCCUGGGCCCACAGUUAUCUCCAUCCCCAUGAACUUCUGUUCUGAUGCAGCCGAUGGUCAGGCAGGAAUGCCCCUACGCUCUCCCACGAUGUCAUGAGUGGUGCGCAGCAGACCUGUCGGAUCACAGCAGCACGUCUCGCCCACAGUCUCAGGUUAAAGCCAUUCAAGAUGGUGCAGGACUGCCCAGUGUAACCCAGCAGACUCCACAGAGUGUUGUCAAGCUCCAGACUGCUCUGGAGAUGAAUCUGUGCUGGAACGAGAUCAAAAAGAAAUCCCACAGCCUUCGGGCUCGUCUAGAGGCCUUCUCGGACCACAGCGGGAAGCUGCAGCUCCCCCUGCAGGAGAUCAUCGACUGGCUCAGUCAGAAGGAUGAGGAGCUGUCAGCUCAGCUGCCGCUCCGAGGAGAUGUGCUCCUGGUGCAGCAGGAGAAAGAGACUCACACAGCUCUCAUGGAAGAGGUGAAGUCUCGGGGUCCCUAUAUUUAUUCAGUCCUGGAGUCAGCACAGGCCUUCCUUUCCCAGCAUCCAUUUGAAGAAUUAGAGGAACCAAAUUCUGAAAGCAAAGAUGUCUCACCCCGGCAUCGGAUCCAGAACAUCAGCCGCUUUGUGUGGAAGCAGGCAAAUGUGGCUAGUGAGCUGUGGGAGAAGCUAACUGCUCGCUGUGUGGACCAGCACCGUCACAUUGAACGGACCCUGGAACAACUGCUGGAGAUCAAGGGGGCCAUGGAGGAGCUUAGUACCACACUGGACCAGGCAGAAAGUGUGCGGGAAACCUGGGAAUCAAUUGGGGACCUCUUCAUUGAUUCUUUACCAGAGCACAUCCAGGCAACCAAGCUGUUUAAGGAAGAGCUCUCCCCUAUGAAGGAUGGAGUGAAGCUAGUUAAUGACCUUGCACACCAGCUUGCUAUCUCUGAUGUUCAUCUAUCCAUGGAGAACUCCCGAGCCUUGGAGCAGAUCAACACCCGGUGGAAACAGCUUCAGACCUCUGUAAAUGAGCGGCUGAAACAGCUCCAGGAUGCCCAUCGGGACUUUGGACCAGGCUCCCAGCACUUCCUCUCCUCCUCUGUCCAGAUCCCCUGGGAACGAGCAAUUUCACCCAAUAAAGUGCCGUACUACAUCAACCAUCAGGCUCAGACAACGUGCUGGGACCACCCCAAGAUGACAGAGCUGUACCAGACACUGGCUGAUUUGAACAACAUCAAGUUCUCUGCAUAUCGGACGGCCAUGAAGCUGCGCCGUGUCCAGAAGGCUCUGCGAUUGGACAUGGUGACUUUGGCCACAGCCUUGGAAAUCUUCAAUGAGCAUGAGUUGCAGCCCAGUGACCGGGUAAUGGACGUGGUUGAGGUCAUCCACUGCCUGACAGCUCUCUACGAGCGUCUGGAGGAAGAGAGGGGCAUCCUGGUCAAUGUUCCACUCUGCGUGGACAUGAGUCUCAACUGGCUGCUCAAUGUAUUCGAUAGUGGUCGCAGUGGGAAGAUGCGAGCUCUCUCGUUCAAGACUGGCGUUGCAUGUAUGUGCGGCACGGAGGUGAAGGAGAAAUUCCAGUACCUCUUUAGCCAGGUGGCAAACCCUGGUGGCUUGUGUGACCAGCGGCACCUUGGCAUCUUGCUGCAUGAGGCCAUCCAGGUUCCACGCCAGCUGGGAGAGGUGGCAGCGUUUGGAGGCAGCAAUGUGGAGCCCAGUGUCCGCAGCUGCUUCCGCUUUAGUAAUGGGAAACCUGUGAUUGAGGUCUCUCAGUUCCUGGAAUGGGCCAACCUGGAGCCACAGUCCAUGGUAUGGCUGGCUGUCCUGCACAGAGUGACCAUUGCUGAACAAGUGAAGCACCAGACCAAAUGUUCUGUCUGCAGGCAGUGUCCUAUCAAAGGCUUCAGAUAUAGAAGCCUGAAGCAGUUCAAUGUGGAUAUCUGUCAGACCUGCUUCCUAACAGGGCGAGCCAGCAAAGGGAAUAAGCUGCACUAUCCCAUCAUGGAGUACUAUACGCCGACUACGUCUAGUGAGAACAUGAGAGACUUUGCUACAACCCUAAAAAACAAGUUCCGGUCGAAGCAGUACUUCAGCAAGCACCCGCAGAGGGGAUACCUGCCUGUCCAGUCUGUGCUUGAAGCUGACUUCUCAGAGACACCAGCCUCCUCCCCGAUGCUACCACAUGCUGAUACCCACUCCAGGAUUGAGCACUUUGCCAGCAGGCUCGCAGAGAUGGAAAGUCAGAACUGUUCCUUCUUUAAUGACAGUUUGUCCCCAGAUGAUAGCCUGGAUGAGGAUCAGUACCUGUUGCGCCACUCCAGUCCAAUCACAGACCGAGAACCAGUGGGCAGCCAGCAGGCCAAGGACAGUGUCAACACCAAUGAUAAGGGGGAGCUGGAGAGAAUCCUGGCCCAUUUAGAGGAUGAAAACAGGAUCCUCCAAGGAGAGCUGAGGCGUUUGAAAUGGCAGCACGAAGAAGCAGCAGAGUCUCCAACCCUGGCAGAGGGAUCUCCUGAAUCAGUCCAAGAUCCACACAGUGAUGAGCUCCUGGCUGAGGCAAGGAUCCUUCGGCAGCACAAGAGCCGUUUGGAGACCAGAAUGCAGAUCCUGGAAGAUCACAACAAGCAGCUGGAGUCCCAGCUGCACCGUCUGAGGGAGCUGCUACUGCAGCCGCCAGCAGAGUCAGAUGGCAAUGGCUCUGCAGCCUCCUCCUUGGCUUCCUCUCCCCACCAGUCAGAGAGCAGUCAGCUUAAGGACAAGGAGCACAACACCCCUGACACUGAAGCUGCAGAUGAGGUAGAGCCCAAGACGCAGGAUGUCAGUGUGUGUUUGGAGGACAUCAUGGAGAAACUAAGAAAUGCUUUCCCCAAUUCUCGAGGUAGUCGACUGAAAUCCCCUUCACUGGCUUCAUAUUCCUCACUGAGAUGAGUGUCAUCGUUCAGUAUCUUGCUUGGUUUAUGUGAAGCCCUAACCCUAAUCCAGCCAAUCCUGCAGCUGUACGCUGCUGCCAGACUGCCAAAGUGCUGCUUAGACUCCUUGCUGUGCCAUAGAUCUCAAGGGAGGAAUCCUCCCUGAUUGUGGAAGAGAUCCACAAUUGCUGAGAAUUGCAGCCAGUUCAGCUCUCUCCUAGGUGAAUCCAGCCAGACAAGGGAGCCUUCUAUGCUGAACAGACUGAUGCUCUGCUGGGCUUACAUGUCUCUUGAAGAUGAACAUGCAUGACCCCAUCAGGCUCCCAGUGUCUUAGUCUCCCUGAUCAGCUCCUUUAUCCAUCCCAGUCCAGAGCACGGUGCUUCUGUUUCCUGAGUGGUUUUAGGUUAGAUGGUUCAGCCUAGCUGACAAAAUUCCUCUAGGUCUCUUAAAGCAGAGGUUCCCAAACUUUUUUUCUUUUUGCAUAGCCCCUUCCAAGUUUACCAGCUGCCCACAUACCCCUACCAGGAUACGUUUUAUAUUUUAAUCCCUUAAAUGCCAAUUGGAACGAAAAUUAAAUCCAUCAUUAUACAGUUUCUCUUGUGUACCCCCCAGAGAUGUCUUGCAUACCCCCAGGGGUACGUAUACCACAAUUUGGGAACCCCUGUCUUAGAAGCUCCCACAGCCUGUGCUCCACUGAGAAUAUUUGAUAGCUAGUGCUAAUCUGAAUGGCCUACUCUCUUCUCACAGCGCCUGCUUUGCCCUCUGCUAGGGGUUGGCACUUAACGCAUCUAAUCCUAGGCUGCUGCUUGCGGCAAUGUAUCUGGUAAUCCUCUGAGUAGACAUGGCUCUUCCUCUUAUCCAUGUGCUUGUUAGGGGUCUGCAUUUCCUCAGGUGAGCCUCCUUCCAUGCCCCACCACAAAAGACAUUGUGCUGAGGGGGGAGCAGGGAACUCAUUCAGGUUAAGAACACUACACUGUGGUAAUGAGAAAUGCUUUCUCCAAGGCUCUCCUGACCCUGACCUGUACCUUCUGCAUAGGUAAUUAGCAUUCUAGCACUAACCAGGUCGCUCCCCAGUUUCAUCUUACAUGACCUGUUGGUUUUUCUUUCAGGUAUGACCUCCCUUAUCUAACAUCUCCCACGAGUAAGAGGCUUUGUCUAACCAGCUGCUUGGCUGCUCUCCUCUCCCUACUCAUGCCAUCGCGCUUCCCUGUGGCAGGCUUCACUUGGACUCUCCUUGGGGCACCCCACUGGAAAGUCAUCCAUGAUGCUCACCAACUUCAGAAGAUCUCAGGGGAAUACUCAUUGACCACAUGGGAAUGUGACUGCAGGCUCUUUGGAGCUGUCCUGAGGGUCAACCAGUCCUGACCUAAUGCUCUGGGCGCUGGAUUUAAGGAACUCUGUAAAGGAGGCAGAGGAAAGCAGGGACUGAAUGCAACACUAAAAUGGUGUUGAGUGUGGUGUAUAGGCUCCGCUCCUUCUGUUUACUGGUCACAAACUCUCACCCUGCUUGUGAGUCAGGAAAGGAUGAUGCCUGCAGCAGAUGGCAAAGCGCAACCCUGCCUGACCUCCUUCAGCUAUGUGGGUCUGCUUCCAGUUCCAGCGGGGUACCAGUCUCCAGACACUCCCACAGCCACUGAAAACUCAUUGACCACAAAGGAUCUUUUUUUAAAACUCAGUUUUUAACCGUGCAAAGCUGCCAGUCUCAGGAACUGAGCUCUCUCCAAUGGCCCGGUACCCCAGUGUCUCCCACUACUUUCAGAGGUACCACCCCAAUGGGAACAGCACUGGGGAGAAUGGGGGGUGGGAUGGGGGGGGAGGAGUCAAUAUUACAGCUUCAGCCCAGCUAAGUAGCCUUAUCUCAAGAGAAGCUUUAUAAUAGAGCACCUUAUCAUUUAAUUUGCAUAUAUAUAUAUAUUUUAUAUAUAUAUAUUCUGUACUCAAAUACUAUCAUGGACUCACUUGCAUAUUAAAUUCUAAUACCUUGUGAAGUGUUAAUUUGCGCCUUGCUGUUUUGGUCUAGACCAACAUUUGCUUCUGUGGGGACAGGCACCUUGUGCACCAUCUCAUACUCUCCCAGCUCCCUGUCAAGAUGCCCAGGUUGUGCUGCCUCUGGAGCAGAAACUCUUGUGGCAUCAGACUAGUGGCACUGGUCUGUUGAUCCAGGACUUGCUUCUGUGAGCUGUGUUUGCUUACUGUAACACGCAGGCCUGUUCCACAACUU
Gavialis gangeticus (Gharial) is the source of this 5414-nucleotide messenger RNA. RefSeq names its product dystrophin related protein 2 (gene DRP2). Gene Ontology annotation, molecular function: zinc ion binding; protein binding. Gene Ontology annotation, cellular component: plasma membrane. The record is from RefSeq and is a predicted model, not a curated record. The transcript is spliced from 23 exons. Bases 365 to 3211 code for a protein of 948 amino acids. Gene Ontology annotation, biological process: synaptic signaling. NCBI's taxonomy places the organism in Eukaryota, Metazoa, Chordata, Crocodylia, Gavialidae.